Messenger RNA from Adineta steineri, 1788 nucleotides. Lineage: Eukaryota; Metazoa; Rotifera; Eurotatoria; Adinetida; Adinetidae. The record is from the annotation of a GenBank genome assembly.
AAUUUCUUUUCUGCAUCAGAAAAUAAAUGGUCAAAAUCAAAUGAUGAAGGUUAUACUCGUGGUUUUUGUCAAUUUAUUCUUGAUCCUAUAUAUAAACUAUUUCGAGCUAUUAUGAAUUAUAACAAAGAUGAAUGUAUACAAUUAUUAGAAAAAUUAAAUAUUAAAUUACGGGAUGAUGAUCAUAAUAAAUUAGAAGAAGAAGAAGGUGGUGAAGGAUUAUUAAAAUAUAUAAUGAAACAAUGGUUACCAGCUGAUAAUGUUCCUCUUACAAUGAUUGCUAUUCAUUUACCAUCACCUAUUGUUGCACAAAAAUAUCGAGCUGAACUUCUUUAUGUUUCAAGAGAUGAUGAAAUAUUUUCGAGUAUUCAACAAUGUAAUCCAACAGGUCCAUUGAUGAUGUACAUCUCAAAUAUGAUACCAACAUUAGAUAAAGGUCGUUUCUAUGCUUUUGGUCGUGUCUUUUCUGGUGUGGUUCAAACAGGUCAAACAGCACGUAUUAUGGGUCCUGAUUAUGUAUUAGGGAAAAAAGAAGAUCUUUUUAUAAAUAAUAUUGAAAGAACAGUUCUUAUGAUGGGUCAUAAUAUUGAACCAAUUGAAGAUGUACCCUGUGGUAAUAUUUGUAGUCUUAUUGGUAUUGAUAAAUAUUUAAUUAAAACUGGCACAAUUACAACCUAUGAGAAUGCACAUAAUCUUCGUGCAAUGAAAUUUUAUAUUAGUCCUGUUGUACGUGUUAAUGUUGAACCAAUAAAUCCAAUCGAUUUACCAAAAUUAGUCGAAGGUUUAAAAUAUUUACAGAAAUCAGAUUCUAUCGUUCAAUGUGGUUGUGAAGAUUCAGGAGAAUGUUUUGUGGCUGGUACUGGUGAAUUACAUUUAAAAAUUUCAUUGAAAAAUCUUGAAGAAAAUUAUGCUGGUAUUCCAAUGAAAAUUUCUGAUCCAAUUGUAUCCUAUCGUGAAACAGUAUCUGAAGAAUCAGAAAUAAUGUGUUUAUCAAAAUCUCCUAAUAAACAUAAUCGUUUCUAUAUGAAAGCUCAACCAAUGCCUUAUGGUUUAUGCGAUAAUAUUGAUAAAGAUAAAGUUACUUAUGAUCAAGAAUUUAAAGCACGUGCUCGAUAUUUAGCUGAAACAUACAAUUAUGAUGUAGCUGACGCACGUAGAAUUUGGUGUUUCGGACCCGAAGGAACUGGACCAAAUCUUCUGAUAGAUUGUACUAAAGGUGUACAAUAUUUAAAUGAAAAGAAAGAGCAUUCUAUUCUUGGUUUUCAAUGGGCUACAAGAGAAGGUAUACUGGCAGAAGAACAGGUUCGAGGUGUUCGUUUCGAUAUUCAUGAUGUUACUGGCACGACUGAUGCUAUACAUUGUGGUGGUGGUCAAAUUAUCCCGACUAUUCGCCGUGCAAUGUAUGCAUCAAUGCUUACAGCUAAACCACGUCUUUUUGAACCGAUGUAUUUAUGUGAAGUACAAUGCUCGGAGGUUAAUGUUGGUAAAGUUUAUGAUGUCUUAAAUCGCCGUCGUGGCCGUGUAUUUGAAGAACAUCGUAUUCCUGGAACACCUAUGCUUCUUGUGAAAGGUCAUUUACCUGUUAAUGAAUCAUUUGAUUUGACUACUGAUAUUCAUUCAAAUACAGAUGGGCAAGCAUUUUCACAAUGUAUAUUUGAUCAUUGGCAAAUAAUAAAUCAAGAUCCAUUUGAUGAAACCUCUCAAAUUCGCCAAAUUAUCAAUACUAUUCGAAAACGUAAAGGAUUGGAAGAAGGUAUUCCAUUAUUAGAUAAAUAUCUUGACAAAUUAUAA